Gloeophyllum trabeum ATCC 11539 is the source of this 2040-nucleotide messenger RNA. RefSeq lists its product as uncharacterized. The coding region runs from base 631 to 1866 and encodes 411 amino acids. Gene Ontology annotation, cellular component: fungal-type vacuole membrane. The transcript has 22 exons. Gene Ontology annotation, molecular function: calcium:proton antiporter activity. Gene Ontology annotation, biological process: calcium ion transmembrane transport; intracellular calcium ion homeostasis. Lineage: Eukaryota; Fungi; Basidiomycota; Agaricomycetes; Gloeophyllales; Gloeophyllaceae. The record is from RefSeq and is a predicted model, not a curated record.
CACUAAUACCCCAUCCCCCGACGGGUCCCACUUUCAUUUAACGAGACCUAUGCCACUGGAACGCUUCGACACCAGCUUUUCGAAUUACUCUUGCACCUCAACUUCACAGCUUGUGCUUGAUUCUGGUCGUUCGGAUGGCACGGAAAGGCAACAGCAGAGUCGUGCUUUUGAUUUCUGGUGCUGGCCUUCUCGUUCUAAGCGGAAGCAGUCGCCAGACGCACAGUCUGACCUAGAAAAGAAGACACCCGAAGCUGACAAGUCUGGGUCACCUGGCAGAUGCGCCAAACAUCCAUGGGAUGGUUGGAGAGUCAUUGUCUUGGACUCUUGGCUCAAUGUGCUGCUCGUUCUCAUUCCUGUCUCGUGGAUUCUAGAAUUUACACUAGUCGGAUCAAGUGCCUUAAUAUUCAUUUUCUGUGUCCUAUCAAUGAUCCCUCUUGUCAAAUUACAUGACCUCGCGACCCGCGAACUUGCUAUAAGAAUCGGCGGCUCACGCACUGGCCUGUUAAACGCAAGCAUGGUAACAUUGUGGAACUAGUAUUUGCGAUAAGUGCACUGCGUAAGUGCGAGUUGCGUGUCGUGCAGUCGUCCUUGGUGGGAUCGAUUUUGAGCAAGCUUCUCCUUGUCCUGGGAAUGUGCUUCUUCGCUGGUGGCCUGCGGUUCACCGAGCAAGGGUUCGAUCCAACCGCCACGCAUGUACAGUCGUCGCUGUUGAUCAUCAGUGUCAGCGCUGUGCUUCUGCCGUGCGCGUACCAUUUCACUAUCGGACGAGCGAGCGAGAAGAUAUUUGAUGAGCAGAAGGUGGAUCUCUUGCGGAUGAGCCAUGGUGUUUCUAUCAUCCUUCUGUUGACCUACGCGUCAUACCUUCUAUUCCAACUAUACUCCCAUACGCAUCUUUACCAAGACCGCCUCAAGAAAAGCAUGCCGCACUCGCGGGUCGUCGACUUGCCCAAGUCGUCACCCAGCACGGUAACGCUUAAGGAUAUCAAUGAGCCCCAAGUCCUUCGAAAGGAUACAGACACCAUGUAUUGUUGCAGUGUCCGGUCCAGGAGAUCUUUCUCGCUCUCAAACACUGGUUCGACGAGCGACGUGGACCUCACCGGGGAGGAUAGUGCGACCGUCGUUGGGAGGGAUUCGGACACCAUUGCGUCAAGGGGCGCUGUGCGGGCGCCGGACGUGGAUCCCACUGUCAGGCUUGUCCAGUCGUACUAUGCUGACGACAGACAGACAAUCGUAGUGCUCGAUGAAAAGGCCGACGAGAAACGUAUUGAACACUCGGACUCCCGCCAAAGUGGGGUCCGAGGAACAAACCCUACCACGGCUGAUGAGGACCGACCGACGGACGUGGAGCAUUCCGAGCGUACUGACAAGCACCCUCAAUUAAGCUGGCUCAUGACUCUGGCCCUCCUAACGGCUGUAACAGUUAUGGUUUCGGUCAACGCUGAUCAGCUGGUGGAGUCGAUGGACGGUAUCUCUACCCAUAUCAGCAAGACUUGGAUCGCGCUCAUUCUCUUGCCUGCGGUGGGAUCGAUAGCGGAAUGUGUCACUGCCAUCAACACAUCAGUGAAAGAUGAGCUGACGUUGAGUAUCAGUGUUGCAGUCGGAUCAACCGUUCAAACAGCACUAUUCGUCAUCCCCUUCAUUGUCCUCCUGGGGUGGGUGCUCAACAAGCCCUUGGCGUUACUCUUCGACCCCUUCGAGUCCGUGGUUCUGUACAUUUCAGUCCAUACCAUGAGCUCUGUUGUACAGGACGGCAAGUCAAACUGGUUGGAAGGCGUCAUUCUGAUGUGUUUAUAUUUCAUCAUCGCCGUCUCGUUCUGGUUCUACCCAGGCUCCGACGUCUCCGAGACUCUGGCCAUCUGUACAUAGAGCCUCUCCUUGGAUAUCUGUUACAUUAACGCACAAUAGAGUUAGAAUCCGGACCACUCUCGUCGACUGCAAGCAACCUUCACUUCAUGGACUUCGCGCAUAUACCUUGCAUUAUUGUAAGAAUACCCCUCAUUUUCUUCUCAUAUAGAUUUGUUCCGGCGCACACUACCACCA